Euleptes europaea (tarantolino) is the source of this 1139-nucleotide messenger RNA. RefSeq names its product ubiquitin conjugating enzyme E2 Z (gene UBE2Z). Gene Ontology annotation, molecular function: ubiquitin conjugating enzyme activity; cysteine-type endopeptidase inhibitor activity. The record is from RefSeq and is a predicted model, not a curated record. Lineage: Eukaryota; Metazoa; Chordata; Lepidosauria; Squamata; Sphaerodactylidae. Bases 1 to 1113 code for a protein of 370 amino acids. Gene Ontology annotation, biological process: negative regulation of apoptotic process. Gene Ontology annotation, cellular component: nucleus. The transcript has 7 exons.
AUGGCGGAGAGUCCGGUGGCGGCGGAGGAGGCGGCGGCGGCGACCGCGGUGCUGGCGGCGGCGGCUCCGGGCGGCGGGGGCGGCGGCGGCGGGCCGGGCUCCGGAGCGGGCGGCGGCGGGCCGGGCGUCUUCCUGCCCGCCGAGCUGUGGGCGGUGGCGGGGCUGGCCUCGGCCGGAGGCGGCGGCGGCGGCGCGGCGGCGGGCGGCGGGGCCGGGCCCGGCGCGACCUCGGUGGCCGGGAUCCCCCCCUCGGCCGCCGCCGCCGCCGGGGUGCUUCUCUCGCACUCGGCCUUUUGGGACCCCACCACCAGCGGCGACUGGGACGGAGAGAGGCCGAGCGCCGCCUGCCUGCUCCGCAUCAAACGAGAUAUUAUGUCGAUUUAUAAGGAGCCGCCUCCCGGAAUGUUUGUUGUGCCUGACCCCCACGAUAUGACCAAGAUUCAUGCGUUGAUCACAGGGCCCUUUGACACGCCUUACGAAGGGGGUUUCUUCUUGUUCCUGUUUCGCUGUCCUCCAGAUUAUCCCAUCCAUCCGCCACGGGUCAAGCUGAUGACAACCGGGAAUAACACAGUGAGGUUUAAUCCUAAUUUCUACCGCAAUGGGAAGGUCUGCCUCAGUAUUCUAGGCACGUGGACCGGUCCGGCCUGGAGUCCUGCGCAGAGCAUCUCUUCGGUCCUCAUCUCUAUACAGUCCUUGAUGACUGAGAACCCCUAUCACAAUGAACCUGGCUUUGAACAGGAGCGGCACCCAGGAGACAGCAAGAACUAUAACGAGUGCAUCCGGCACGAAACGAUCCGAGUCGCCGUGUGUGACAUGCUGGAAGGCAAAUGCCCUUGUCCGGAGCCUUUGCGGGGAGUUAUGGAGAAAUCCUUCAUGGAAUAUUACGAUUUUUAUGAGGGGGCGUGCAAAGAGAGGCUCCAUCUCCAAGGACAGACAAUGCAGGAUCCCUUCGGCGAGAAGCGAGGACAUUUUGACUAUCAGUCCCUCCUAGUGCGCUUGCAAGGAAUCCGUCUGAAAGUGCAGGAGAAGCACCAGCAAGAACACCCGGACAUAGAUUCAGAGAGCAGCUCCUCUGAAACAGAGACGGACACGCAAGGAAGCGUUAAGGCCUAGCCCUUCCCCCUGCCGGAUUGCUUGGG